GGUAGGCACGUGCGAGGGAGAUGCACGGAAUUGAGCAGAAGCUUCUGGGUCUGCGAGACACGGUUUCAGAAGGAAAGAUCCCGAUUCAGAACUCUCAAGUCUCAACUGCUAUUAGAGUUUCGUUUCGUCUCGUUUCAGCUAUCUUCCUCGCUCCGCUAUGUCUUCUCCCGGCGAGUUUUAUAAAUCACUUCCACCUAUAAGCAAGGCUUAUGGUACAGCUUGUCUGUUAGCUACAGCAGUUUACCAACUUGGAUUAUAUCAACCUGUUCACAUUGCGCUAAUAUACGAACUAGUGUUCUUUCGUUUUCAGGUUUGGAGGCUGUUCACAAACUUCUUUUUCCUCGGACCAUUCUCCAUCAAUUUCGGUAUUCGUCUUUUAAUGAUAGUAAGGUAUGGUGUCCAACUUGAGAAGGGACCAUUCGACAGACGGACUGCUGAUUUCUUGUGGAUGAUGCUAUUUGGAGCCUUUGCACUAUUGGUUCUAUCUGCAAUCCCCUUUUUUUGGACCCCAUUUUUGGCAAUAUCACUUGUUUUUAUGCUCCUUUAUGUAUGGAGUAGAGAAUUUCCAAACGCUCAAAUCAACAUAUAUGGACUUGUUUCACUUAAGGCAUUCUAUCUUCCGUGGGCUAUGCUUGCUUUGGAUGUCAUUUUCGGUUCAUCUCUAAUGCCCGAUCUGUUAGGUAUCAUUGCAGGACAUCUAUACUACUUCUUGACAGUGUUGCAUCCACUAGCAGGUGGGAAAACUAUUUUGAAGACUCCAAUGUGGGUACGUAAAUUGGUUGCAAGAUGGAGAAUUGGAGCCCAACCAAUUAGUCGUGGCGAGCCUGUUAAUAACAUUCAGCGAGAGAGCAGUUCAGGAGUUUUCAGGGGAAGAUCCUAUCGACUAAAUGGGUAAAUGUGCAACAAUGAAAGGAGGUGAAUUUUCCUUGACAAGCUGUUUCAUCUAACCUUAUAUAGGUUGGUGACUUGACACCAUUGACAUAUGGAGUUAAACAUCCCUUGUGAAUUUGAAUGAGAACACUGUAUGAACCUUGACAGUUCAUUGAAAAGCAAACUUUCCGUUGGGGAGCCUUAUAAUUUGAAUAGUUUUCUUGGGAUAUUUCUUUGUAAGAAAGUAUAUGAGAAAAAAACUUGUGAAUUAAAUUAGUUGUCAUAAAAAAAUACUUAAAUACGACUUGUAUGUGGAUGUUUAGUUACAAUUAAAUCGAAAUUUUUAAUGUUUUAAAACCA
This is a messenger RNA of Cicer arietinum (chickpea), 1230 nucleotides long. Its product is annotated as derlin-1. The record is from RefSeq and is a predicted model, not a curated record. NCBI's taxonomy places the organism in Eukaryota, Viridiplantae, Streptophyta, Magnoliopsida, Fabales, Fabaceae.